CAACAAUCUGAGUCUCAGGUCUCAACUGUCUAUUUUCCUUUGUGGUUUCUCAUUCCUCUCUCUCUCUCUCUGUAAAGGACGUUAUCGAAGGGUUUUCGUCUUUACGGGGGUUGGUUCGCAUUGCGAGCGACGGGCUCUGCUCGAGAUCCAGGUUUCUAAUGGGAUUUCUACCAGCGCCUUCAUAGGGUUUUUGCCUCUAUUGUGUUUCAUUUUCUGAAUUUUGGUGUGAUUUCGUUUACUCCUGCUCGAUCUAGGGUUUCGUUUCGAGGGGUUUAUCUUGUUCUUGGAUUAGAUUCUGCCUUUGCUAUAUUUCGAUCUUUCUUUCUUUUUCUUUUUCUUUUUGCUUCUUCCAAAGGUGGAAGCGGAAGUAUUUCAUUUGAGGAGUGAGGUUGUUGUUUGCGACAGCAGGAAGAUUGAUGGGCUGAAGAAGCAAUUUCAUUUUUUAGGAAAUAUAUGGUCAUGUGGUCGAAGCUUUUAAGUUUGCGAGGGUUUCAAUUGCUUGAACUGGGCCAGUGGAAUUUUUUGAGGAUUGGGUUGUUUAGUCAUUGUCUAUUGUUUUAGUGACUUCUGGGAAGUUAUCUGAACCUGUUCUUUGUCGACCUGUUGAUGUUGGAAUUCACCCAGGGAUGAAAUAGUGAAUUCGUUCCAUGAGCUUGAGAUUCCCACAAAUGGCAACCCUUGUGUACACUGGUAGACGACAGAAGGACUCCGUUGUCCGGAUAAAGUAUUAAUUUCUGUAGAUUUUUUUGCCAAUAUAAAAAGGGCAAACUUAAAAUUAAUUCAUUGGUUGCUAAAAACUAAUAACUGGGAUAUAUUUCUUCAUACCGGGACCUUUGUAGUAUUGGGCUGGGCUUUUAUUUUGAAAUUCUGGAUUCUGAGAUUACAGUUUGGGGACAAAAUUUAUGGUUGCGUUUGACAUGUGCAGUUGCUGGGAAUUAAUCCUAUGGCUCCGACUGUUCCUAUAGAGUUUGCUGGACAGAAGGAAUCUCGAAAGUAUUCACUUUCACAGGCAAUGGGGAAAUCGAGGAAAUAUUCCAAAGGGCUUUCUUUUGGUUUUGUUCCAGAUUACCGACAUGCUGUGGAAACAGUUGGCGAAUCAGAAGGGUUUGGGAGCUCUGGACGAUUGGAUACUGGAAUCUCUGCUCUUGAUGAUUCACGGGCCAUUAAGAAGAAACGUAUUAGUAUGAAUGCAGAUGGUUACGAUUGCUUUGGUGCUCCUCUUCAAGUUUUUUCUCUAUCAACAUUGUCUCGAUCUGAAAGGAAGGAUUUAGAGUUAAGGUUAAAGUUAGAACUUGAGCAGGUCCGACUGCUGCAAAAAAGAGCUUCUAAUGUUAGUUCAAUUUUUGCUGUCUCAUCAUCUAGUAAUAUCCAGAGUUCUAGUGAUCAGCACAGGGGAGCUCCUCCAGAGACUUUUAAUAGGUUGACUGAGGUAUCAGUUCCUCCUGCUAAAAAGCCACUGCCCUCUGGGCGCAAUGGGCCUUCUGCUAAAAGAAGCUCCUCUGGGCGGUUUGAAUCUGCUAAACCAGCUGCUGUAUCUGCUUCCUCGACAGCAUCAUUGAAACAAUGUGAACAGCUGCUGCAACGCUUGAUGUCACAUACAUUUGGUUGGGUUUUUAACACUCCAGUGGAUGUGGUCAAGUUGAAUAUUCCAGAUUACUUUACUGUUAUAAAGCAUCCAAUGGAUUUGGGCACGGUGAAGUCUAAGAUUACUGCAGGAGAAUACACACAUCCGUUGGAUUUUGCUGCGGAUGUUAGACUUACUUUUUCGAAUGCGAUGACUUACAACCCUCCUGGGAAUGACGUCCAUACCAUGGCUAAGACACUAAGUAAAUUUUUUGAAGUUCGAUGGAAGACUAUAGAGAAGAAGCUCCCUGUGACAACUGAAGAACAACGACAAGUACCUUCAGCCACAAUUGUUCCUAAAGAAACUGAAAGUACUCUGCCAGUGCCACCUUCAAAAAAGACAAAAAUGCCUACGAAUGACCCUGAUAUUCAGCCAAACAGUGUGGUAAAAAUCAUGACCGACCAGGAGAAGCAUAAACUAAGUGUAGAGUUGGAGAGUUUGCUGGGAGAGUUGCCUGAAAGCAUCAUUGAUUUCCUAAAGGAGCACAGUUCUAAUUCUCAAGCUGGCGAGGAUGAGAUUGAAAUUGACAUUGAUGCUCUUAGUGAUGAUACAUUGUUUGCAUUGAGGAAGCUAUUAGAUGAUUAUAUGAUGGAAAAGCAGAAACACACAAAGGCUGAACCAUGUGUAGUGGAGCUUCGUAACGAAUCAGGAUUUAGCAAUUCAUCAAUGCCACCCAGUAAAGGAAAUGAUCCCAUUGAUGAGGAUGUUGACAUUGUUGGUGGAAAUGACCCCCCUGUUUCAAUUUAUCCUCCAAUAGAGAUAGAAAAAGAUGCAGUCCGUAGAGAUAGUAAAUGCAGUAAUUCCAGUAGCUCGAGUAGUGAAUCAGAUUCUGGCUCAGAAAGCUUAUCGGGAAGUGAAUCUAAUGCUGUUAAAGCUCUAGAUUUUAAUGUGGCUACAAAGGAAAUUUUGUGUUCUGAAACAAAUAUGGAUCAGAAGCAAUGUGAACUUGGUGAUUUAGAAAUUGGAAAUUAUGAAGAAAAUGAGAUUGGUCUAGUAGUUGAGCAAACCGGCCAGGCCAAUACAAACACUAAUGAGUCAGAUAGCUACCAAGAGGAGGGGGAGAGUGCUCCAUCUAAGAGGCAAGUCUCCCCCGACAGGCUUUACCGUGCAGCUUUAUUAAGGAACCGUUUUGCUGACACUAUACUGAAAGCUCGAGAAAAGGCACUUGAAAAGGGUGACAAACGGGAUCCUGAAAAAGUGCGAAUGGAAAGGGAAGAACUCGAAAGACAGCAAAGAGAAGAAAAAGCCCGGUUGCAAGCAGAGGCAAAAGCUGCAGAGGAUGCUCGCAGGAAGGCUGAAGCUGAAGCUGCAGCCGAAGCUAGGAAGAAAAGGGAGUUGGAUAGAGAAGCUGCACGUCAGGCCUUACUUAAGAUGGAGAAGACUGUUGAUAUUAAUGAAAACAGUCAAUUCAUGGAGGACCUAGAAAUGCUUAGGGCUUCCAACGAUGAACAUCUACCAAACUUCAUAGAGGAGUCGAGCCCAGAACAUUCUCAGAAUGGAUUCGGCAGUUUCAAACUUCAAGGCAGUAACCCCCUAGAACAACUUGGUUUGUACAUGAAGGUGGAUGAGGAAGACGAAGAAGAAGAGAGUGAACCACCCCAAAGUGUUAGUAAGCCAGCAAAUGAUGUUGAAGAAGGGGAAAUUGAUUAGAUGCGAAGUUUUGUUCUUCGUUUUCUCUAUAGAUGUCUGAGCAUGGUAAAUGGAUAUCCAGACGAUCUCUUUAAAGAUCCGUUAAUGGCCUUCUGUGCUCCAUGAUUUUUCCUUGGCUUCAAAACGUUCAAAUCGAAGCAGGUUUGGCAGGAAAAGGAAGAGCGCAGCUGAAGUUGCCGUUGGGGAUAAUUGCUCGGACGUGUAUUUGGUAUUUGCUGAAUUGAUUUGAUUUUUUGGGUUAGGACGAGAGUUGGAAGCGAUGGAUUGGCAAUGUAUGAACACAUAAGGGGAUCUUAAUGAAAAGAAAGAAAAAGAAUAGAUACUGUGGCUAGAAUAUUCAGUUUUGUCUGUAUAAAAAAUUCAUUUAUAUAUUGGCAAAGGUGCCCCUUACUCGUACAAAAA
This is a messenger RNA of Benincasa hispida (wax gourd), 3676 nucleotides long. The record is from RefSeq and is a predicted model, not a curated record. Lineage: Eukaryota; Viridiplantae; Streptophyta; Magnoliopsida; Cucurbitales; Cucurbitaceae.